AACUGGUUUUGGCACUGGUCUCAGUAAACAUUGCAUUGAGGUGUCUGGGUUUUUCUUCCCCCUCUUCUGCAGAGACUCAUCUGGACAAAUGAGAAAUGAUGUAAGGGACCAACCAGAAAGUGGCAAUCUUAGAAGUGGAAGUGGAGAAUGGCUCUUGAGAAGAUUGUCCUGGCUCAACUUCUCAAUGCUUACACUGGAUAACUUCAAGAAGAGUCCCUGGGGGGACCAUGGCCAAUGCAGAGUCCUCGUCGCCCACAGCCCUAGGCCUGACCACAGAUCCUGGCACAAGUGAGGUGGAGCUGGACUGCCAGUUUGAUGAGGAGUUCAAGUUCAUCCUGCUGCCUGUAAGCUACGCAGUUGUCUUUGUGCUGGGCCUAGGCCUCAAUGCCCCUACCCUCUGGCUCUUCCUCUUUCGCCUCCGACCCUGGGAUGCAACGGCCACCUACAUGUUCCACCUGGCCUUGUCAGACACUUUCUAUGUGCUGUCGCUGCCCACCCUCAUCUACUAUUAUGCAGCCCGCAACCACUGGCCCUUUGGCCCUGGGCUCUGCAAGUUCAUCCGCUUUCUCUUCUAUUGGAACCUCUACUGCAGCAUCCUUUUCCUCACCUGCAUCAGUGUACACCGCUACCUGGGCAUCUGCCACCCGCUGCAGGCACUACGCUGGGGCUGUUCACACUUUGCAAGCCUUCUUUGCCUGGCAGUUUGGUUGGUCGUAGCCAGCUGCCUUGUACCCAACCUGUUCUUUGUCACAACCAGCACCAAGGGGGACACCAUCCUGUGCCAUGACACCACUCGGCCUGAGGAAUUUGACCACUAUGUGUACUUCAGCUCAGCAAUCAUGGGGCUGCUCUUUGGCGUGCCCUGCCUGGUCACUCUUGUCUGCUAUGGGCUCAUGGCCCGGCGCCUGUAUCGGCCCUUGCCAGGGGCUGCCCAGUCAUCUUCUCGUCUGCGUUCUCUCCGCACCAUUGCUGUGGCGCUGACUGUCUUUGCUGUCUGCUUUGUGCCUUUCCACAUCACCCGCACCAUUUAUUACAUGGCAAGGCUGUUGGAAGCUGACUGCCAGGUGCUGAACAUUGUCAACGUGGUCUACAAAGUGACUCGGCCCCUGGCCAGUGCCAACAGCUGCCUGGAUCCUGUGCUCUACCUGCUCACUGGGAACAAGUAUCGACGUCAGCUCUGGCAGCUCUGCAGUCGUGGCGGCCCCCGGCCCCCCAUGGCUGCCUCCUCCCUGGCACUGGUGUCCCUGCCUGAGGAUAGCAGCUGCAGGUGGACAGCCACCCCCUAGGACGGAGGGUGCCCUACCCCUAGGGCAGGUACAUUGUAACACUGGAAGCCAGGAAGUGAGAGAAAAGGGGGUGAGUGCAGGGUAGAGGCGACGGAACCUAAUAGUGGCAUGUGAUGAUAUGGCUGCUUCCUCCUCUUUUCCAGGCCCUGGAGAGAGGCCCUCACCCUGAGGGUUAGAGGAAGCCAGGGAAGUCAUGUGUGAUGCCCAUAAACCCUUCAGCUGGCCUCUCCUUUUUAGCCAAAGUGGGUAGCAGCCGCUCUUCCUCCUCUACUUCUUUCUCUUUGUUUCUGUCCUCUUCCUGGGGCCAUUUGUCCUGUUUCUUGAUCCUAUAAGCCUUCCUGGAAAUCUUCCCCAGUCCUCCUUCCCCCUCCCUUUUCCUGCACAUCCUUGUGUAGCAUGUGUUCCUCCAGACCAGAGCAUUCAACUGGAGGGGUGGAGAAGCUGAAGUAAUCUCAGGAUUGGCCUGGCUUAUCUGCUGGUGAUAGUCAGAGUCAGGAAGUGGGGGCAACAGUAUAUCACAGAUGCCAAGGAUGUGACAUAUGUAGCAACCACACCCACUUCCUAGUUUCCCCUCAAAGACAGGAUAGCCUUGCCUACCAAGGUGCUAAAAUAGGGCACAAUCCCAGACAGCCUGCAUGUCAGGGUCCCCACAUGCAGCUGGAGGCAUGGCACUGUUGAACUGGUGUAUAGCCACGAGGUAGAGAGGGAGCCCUGCGUCAUACCAUGGGGCGGGGGGACCCUGAGGAGCCCCAGGGGGUGGGGCCCAAGCUGAUAGCCUUUGGACCAGAAAUGGGGAUGGACCUCCUUUAUGAUAUUUGCUGAGAGCAUAUUUAACAGCUCUCAUACUUAAUGAAAGGAAGAGGGGAUGGCUCAGAAUGAGAGGGAGGAGCUCUUGUGUCUAUGGCUGUAAGUUCUGGCACGAAGGGGUGGAGCAGGUUUGUGCAGUGGUUGGGGUGGUGACAGGGAUCGAUGCCCAGAGCUGACUCUGCACUGGCCUCUCCCCUUUCUCUAGCUUCUGCCCUAGAUACGUGAUAAAUCUGUAACCAGCUGUUGCAGAUCAAGCUUUAGGAUUUCAAGGCCAGGGCAGGGAACUGGAACUGGACGGCUCCCCUCAGAGUCUCCCAUCCAGUCACUUCCCACCAGCGUGGACUUAGUGCUUAUGGGCUUAUGGGAGUUGAUGGCGGGGGGUGGGGUGGGGGCGGCAGAGUAUGGAACUUGGGGAGCUAACCUCCAAGCCUUGGGAAAUAAGAGUUUCUGAGCUGGCAUUUGUGAGAAGGGUGGGCUUACACUUCUAGGCACCCCCUCUGAAAUCACCUUCUAGCGCAUUGGUCUCCUGAGUCUUCAGCCUUCCCUUUUUUUUGCCCUACCCUCGCUACCCUUGCUGACCUGUCUCUGAUCUCUUACUUGCCUAUUUGCUGCUAAGGGGUCUCUCUGGAGAGGAAGGUUGGGACUGGUCUGCAGGAAAAAAAUGACUUCAAUGCCCUAAGUGCCUCUUUGCAUUCUUUUAAGUGCUCCCUCUUCCUCCCUGGAUAUCCAGAACCUGUCUGUUACCCAGGACCCCUUCUGUUAGGAGUAAAUGAACUGACCUUCUUCUUAGUCUCCCAAUCUCAUGGCCACUGCCUAGACUGUUACAUACCCUGUUCCUCAUCUGCACUCUCUCCCGUUUAUUUCUGUGAUCGCAGCCUCCUUGCCUAUCAUCUCUCCUACCCAUCAGUCCCACCCAGUAAAGCUGCUCUCUCCAUCACAACUGACCCAGCCUCCUCCCUUUCUCAAGUCCACUUAGCUUUUUUAUGCUUAAUUGAGACUAACUGGCCAGACUUUGUGGUCUGCUACUUUAGGGCUGCCUUCUCUCACAUUCUCACUUUAAUUAAAUGCCUUGACUUUCACCUUAGGCCAAUCUUCUUCUGUCUCCUAGGACUGGAGAAGAUAGCAGAUGAAGCCAGAGCACAAGGCUGGCUUGACCCACUGAAACUUCAUGUCUUUGAACUUCAUCUAAGCCCCCAUUCCUCUUAGCUUGCUGACUUCCUAGUGAACAUUCCAGAGCAACUGUUUCCUGUCUUUUCUACCUUCUCAAGGCCCCAACUUCAUCCUACCCUAUGACCCCUUAAGAGUUACCUUGCCUCCUGCAAAACUGAGAUCUAAUACCUCAACUUCUCUCUGCUUCAUUCACGUUAACUCUACUUCUAUAUCCAUCUUGUCUUUCUCCCUUUCUUCCCUCCAGUCCCAGAAUAAGAGGUGGCCCUCUUUCUAGUUCCUUUGUUUAUCCCUCUUCAUCAUUUUCAGUCUCUUCCAUAACUGAUUUCAUCCCAUCUGUAAAAAAAAAAAAAACAACUAAACAAAAAUAAAGUGUUACCACUAUUACCUUGACCCUGCUAUCUCUUCUAGCUACCCUUCUAUUCAUCUUAUUCAUUUCAUUGUCACAUUUCUAGAAAGAGUACCAUAAACCUCAUUUCCUCACCAGAGUCACCCCCUUAACUCUCUAAAUCUGGUUUCCUUCCUACACUUUUCUGUACCUAUAACACAAAUUACCUCAUAAGGAAGACCUUUAAUGGUCUUUUCUCUACCUUCAUCCUCUUUGACUUCUCUACUUCACUUGACCCCGUUGCACGUCCUCUUUAAAAUCUUUUAUAAAAACAUUAAAAAAUUCCACUAUGACAAUAUCAAAGGAAAUUUUGAAAUAAAAUAUUCAUCUAUACUUCUAAACCCUAGACAAUUGCUUUCAUUUUUCCAUGUUCUGUGCUUUUUCAAUUUGUAUUAUAUAUAUAUAUAUUUUACAUAAGUGUAAUCAUAGUGUAUGUAUAUCUUAAAAUUCUGCUCUUAAGAAACUUUUUAUUGUAAAUACUCUCCUUGUGCUACAGUCUUUCAUGUUUAUCAUUUCAGUGGCUGCAUAAAAUUACAUUUUUGUAGGCUAUAUUUUAUUUGACUAUUCCCCUAUUAUUGGGCAUUUAGAUAACUCCCAAUUUUUCUGUGCUUUGAACAUCUUAAUGCGUAUGGCUUUUUUCCUCUUUGUAGUUCUGUUCGUAGGACAAGUCUCCUGGAGUGGGAUUACCAGAUCAGAGCAUGAACAUUUUUAUGGAUCUUGAUUUCCAAAAGGACUGCAUAAAUUUUCAGCGCCACAAUAAUACAUGAGUGUUCCAGUUCCCUUGCAGCUCUAGCUUGGACUUUAUAAAAAUCUUUUUGGAUGGCUUAAACAGUAUUCAUCAAUUUCAUUUCCUUGAUACUCAUGGGAUUAAACACUUUCCCAUAGGCUUACUAUUUGCAUAUCCUCUUGUGUGAACUAUCUGUUCAUAUCCUUCUCCAACUGACAUCUUAGUGGUUUUCUUAUAUAUCUAAACAUAUUCUUUUUUUUUUUUUCUGCUUUAUCUCCCUAAAUCCUCCCGGCACAUAGUUGUAUAUCUUAGUUGCACGUCCUUGUAGUUGUGUCAUGUGGGACGCCGCCU
Molecule: messenger RNA, 4726 nt
Organism: Equus quagga
Lineage: Eukaryota; Metazoa; Chordata; Mammalia; Perissodactyla; Equidae
Gene: P2RY4
Product: pyrimidinergic receptor P2Y4
Exons: 3
Coding region: 228-1286 (352 amino acids)
Biological process (GO): G protein-coupled receptor signaling pathway; transepithelial chloride transport
Cellular component (GO): plasma membrane
Molecular function (GO): G protein-coupled purinergic nucleotide receptor activity; G protein-coupled UTP receptor activity
Source: RefSeq, a predicted model, not a curated record